Messenger RNA from Daldinia vernicosa, 903 nucleotides. RefSeq lists its product as uncharacterized. Bases 1 to 903 code for a protein of 300 amino acids. Lineage: Eukaryota; Fungi; Ascomycota; Sordariomycetes; Xylariales; Hypoxylaceae. The record is from RefSeq and is a predicted model, not a curated record. The transcript is spliced from 2 exons.
AUGGCCGACGGAGCUUCUCAGCCGCUAAGCGAAUUCCGACUCUUCCCAGCUCUACCAACGGAGAUUCAAUGGGUGAUAUGGAGGCUCACUAUACCUAACUCGAUGGUCCGCACGAAAUACAUGCAUUUUCCGGUGAUCGAGAUCCCACAACCACCUGCAGGACACGAUCACGCUUGCUUCCAUCUUUCUACUCACGACAUCGUCGAGGUCGAGAGCCUUACGUUUAUAGAUGAAUGCCGUGUCCUGGGACCAGAUGCAUACAAACCUAUCGGUGAGGCUGUGCGGGGAUAUCGUGCAAAGAGACCGGUGGUUAGCUACGACUCUGAGGUAACCCGAGUGAAGUUCCUAUUCGACAUGGCCUCUCGCCGUCCAUCCAUAAUAGUUUGCCAUGCUCCCAUCGGCAGUGAUCCACCACAGUAUACGCCGCAAAAUUCCCUCGCCAUCCGCUCCUCGUCCCUCGAAGAAUGGGUCUUCGGCUCCAGCAUCACCGCCGGCCACGUACCCCCGGUCCUACGCCGCUUCUCCACGGGCGACCCCGAGGAAUGGAGGACCUACAGCGGCGGCACUCUCAUCGGAGGGGACCAGUUCAACCGCACGUACAGCCUCGCAGGGCUCUGCUCUCGCCCGGCCGAAAUCCUGACUGCGUGGAUAUGGCUCCUGCACACGUUGGCCGACGAGUCGGAUUCUCCGUAUAUGCAUAAUACGUCGCUCGGGACCGUCCUGCGUACAUUCAUCGCUGUUAUGGAUGGCCAUCCGUGCCCCACGUGCCGUUGCCCCAUUAUACCGAGAAUUCGAGAGCGCUACCCCGAGCUACCGCUCGAGACAAUCGGUAUCGUAUACUGGAUCUAUUACCUCAUCAAUCAGCCUUACGUCACGUGGGAGUAUAGCCAUGCGCCGGGUUAA